AUGGAUGGAGAGUUGCAGAAACGAAUGGAAAAAGCCGUUGGACGUACUCUCGGGGGUUUCUCCAGAUCGUAUUUGCGUCGGAAGCGUCUCACGUUGGCUCCGGAAGGAGCGCCUUUAUACUUCAUUGUUCGGCUCCAUCCAGCAGCAAGGCCGCCCACUGCCAUCGGAUAUCAGAACCGACUUGCUGUCGCGAGUCUGAGUCAUUUCGUAUACGAGCCUUUCUAUCUCUCAAGGGGAUCUACAACAGGGCAGAAACACCACUCCGGUGCUAGGCUGCUUGGCGUUUUGAUCUUGCCAUGCGGCCAUGCCGGACAGCCCUGUGUCAGGCCGAGACGGCCGAGAAACAAUCGAAGGAAUGCGGCUUAUAUCUCGAGAGCCUCGACGACGAUUCCCUGCAUGGAACCCUGUUGCCAGGAUGCUCAACGUCCGUCUAGCUCGACAAACAAUCCUUGCGCAUUUGAGUUGCCCUUGACUGAAGGAUUAACUCCUAGUGGAGGCAGAAAUGUUGUCUUGCGGUCUGCGAAACGACUGGUUACCAGAGACGCUUGGGUCGGGUUGGAAGCCAGCAAGAAGCCAAUCAACACCCCAAACCCGCUAUUGACGGAGGAGCAAUUUUCGACAGAAUUCUUUUCAAAGCCUUCAAUUCUGAGUCCUAUCAAGAGCUCUUCCCUCCCCAACGAAGCUACCAUCGUGCUCCCUUAUAGCGAUCUUCUUGAAAGCACUAAUUUAGACGAUAUGGCUAUUGCCCAGAGCUCAUCGAGCUUCAAGACGACCUCUUGCUUGUCAUCGACCCCGUUCCUGCAAGGCGUUUCCACCGAACAACUUGCUACUAGACCAACAUGCUCCCAUAGCUCGAAGGCACUGUCAACCGUCCGGUCUUGGCUUGCGCUCACGACGCCCACUGGUCCGGACUUUUCCGAAAACAGGACUUUCUUUGAGGGCCACGGGAUGAAGAUGCGGGAGCAGGAGGAUAUGGUUCGCAAGAUAUCCGUCGACCGAGGAGUUCACGGGAAGCAGGAGAUUCUUGGUGUUUUUUUUCGCGAAAAAGCCGGCCUGUCAGACGUGCCGUAG
Molecule: messenger RNA, 1071 nt
Organism: Uncinocarpus reesii 1704
Lineage: Eukaryota; Fungi; Ascomycota; Eurotiomycetes; Onygenales; Onygenaceae
Exons: 8
Coding region: 1-1071 (356 amino acids)
Source: RefSeq, a predicted model, not a curated record